CAAUAAUUCCAUGAAAAAGUAAAUAAGGUUUGGUUGCGUUACGCACCAAGGAUUAACACAAAUGCAUUGCGAGGGAAGUUGUCACGCUCUGUACAUUUUUAUUUGCAUUUGGGAUACUGAUCAUCGAUCACCAUUACGUUUUUGGUUUGCGGAUAACUAUUCGUAAUUACACUUCAACUUGCCAUUGGUUUGAAGAAAACCCGCAGAUAAAGGAAAAGCGACUAGGCAAAGGGUUUCUUAAGACCUUUUAAUCCGAAAUUGAUUACAAAGUUUCAGGCGAAGGACGAUACUUGCUGUAGUCCCGACGAGAUGCCUUCCUGCUGUAAAACAACUUGUACCUGGGCGCAAAACCUCAAGGUUGGUCCUGAAUAUCGACAGUAUACAGUUCAGCUAAUCCGAGAAAUCGGCUGUUUUUGUGAAGAUUACCGUAUCUACGUGAACGGGCACGAAUUGGAACACCACGGUUUGACUUACAAUCCGUGCAGUCCCCUGUGCUGCGGUGGCGGCCAGUACGAGUGGGAACAAGAUGGCCACUCGUUCUUGCUUAUUUACAACUCUCUGUCGUGGACGAACUACUUUGGAGGAUUUCGACUUUUUAUAGAUGGAACAGACGUGAACACUGGGCGAGAAUUCUCGUCGUUUUGGCGGCGUCGUGGUUGGCAAGUGGUUUUCGCCGGCCUAGUGAUGUUGCUACUCGGCACGGCUCUUUCACUGAUCUUCCACUAUGCAUUCUUGUCGAAGCAAAGAUCUUGGAUAUCGGUUGGUUAUGCUUUGGUUUUUGCUGGCUUGUUUUAUAUUUUCUUCGGGCUUAUUCCAAUUUUGCGGUACCGAAAACCAAGAUACGACAGAUCUGCCACUAUGGAGUACGUAGCUAACACAGUAUGAGACGAACAUUUUCAAGAGGUUGCCCGUGACUUGCGGUGAAGACACCCGAGUGUUUCAAGGUACCAGAAGCUUUGUAGCUACAACAGAUCAAGAAGCACUUAAUUCCUUUCAAGACCUUGAACAUAACGUGUUUGGAUCAAGUUUGUGUACAACAUUUUUAGUUAAGCUCAAGCUUAAAUAUCAGACUUCACUACAACUUUCUUUUACGUGGAUCGCGCUAUCGGAUAGAAAAUUUCCGUGAUGGAGAGAAUAGUAGUAUUCAUAUUAGCUGACAAUGAAAGCGGUUUCGUUUCACCGACACUUAGCAAUUAGCAGUGAUUGAUUGUAAAGCGAGAAUCAUCUAUGAUGAAAAGCUGCUUAAAUCAGCUGUCAGAUUGAAAAGUUAAAUGUAAUUGAAAUUAUCAAAACAUUCCAUCCUAGCUCUUUUCUUAUUUAUUGCAAGUCAUCAUGUAAAUAAGCUUAAUUUUCUCAUUUUAGCUACUGCAUUUUUUUUAUCAUUUGAACAGGAAAAUGAUAUAGCUGUGUGUAAUUUGAAAGAUUUUAGUGGGUAACUUUCAACGACCCUUCAGGAAUGUGGUUUAAAUGAGAAGUGAUGGGUGAUUCAGUUUUCGAGAAAUCAGUAAGCUUUUGUUUUGGUUACGAAAAUUCAAUGAAAAAAAAACUGUCUGCGUUUUCUGCAUGGUUAUUAUGCUCUUAAACUGUUAAUAUUAUUUAUGUGCGUUGAAUAGUUUUUGGAGCUUGCCAUUAUUUUAUUUAAGACUGAGUGUUAGUUUUGUUGAGUAGGAUUUUUUUUGGCCAUGGAAAGUCUUCACUAUUAAAGCAUCUCUUUACAGAUACCUUCACAAUAUGGA
Molecule: messenger RNA, 1736 nt
Organism: Orbicella faveolata
Lineage: Eukaryota; Metazoa; Cnidaria; Anthozoa; Scleractinia; Merulinidae
Source: RefSeq, a predicted model, not a curated record